Messenger RNA from Acromyrmex echinatior (Panamanian leafcutter ant), 1187 nucleotides. RefSeq lists its product as uncharacterized. NCBI's taxonomy places the organism in Eukaryota, Metazoa, Arthropoda, Insecta, Hymenoptera, Formicidae. Gene Ontology annotation, cellular component: membrane. The record is from RefSeq and is a predicted model, not a curated record.
UCGACCAGUAACGAGUCGGGGGACGCGAGCGUCGCGUUGCAGGCGUCGCCCUGGGCGCCGCCGUCCAAGAGCAGAUGGAGCCGACCCGCGUGUCCCGGGGACCCGCUUCGCGCCUCGUCUUUCUCUUCGUCACCCUCGUGCUGACCGUCGCAGCAACGGGGCUCCUAUGCAGUGCAAUAAUGUCGGAUCACUGGGAAGAAAUCAACUGGGACAGGGAAGAUCUAAUUCAUGCGAACGUCAAUCUCACGUGGUAUCUGAACGGUCAAGUGGCAAAGCUCGAGUCUUCCGUUAAUCAUCGAAAUAAACAUCGUACCGCCAAAAGUUCAACCUUCUUAGUUCCUAUGCACGGCGGCAUUUGGAUUAUGUGUGUUUCAUUGUCAGAGGAAGAGAUACAGCUGUUAAGUCAGGUGAAUUUCCCGCAAAAAAGAUGCGUCAAUUAUUUAACACCAAGCGAGGCGCACAUAGAAGCGCGCGCAGCUUGGCAAAAUCGAAUGCAAAAUCUGAGUAUCUCGUGCUCUCUGGUGUGUCUAAUCAUCUUAGGAUGCGCUGCACUUAUAGGAUUUUUUGGACUAUGCAGGCAUCAGAUAUCGGCCGUACUCGUGACAGGAGUGAUGUACCUCCUUGCAGCAACAUUCGCGCUGUUCACGCUCACAAUCAUUCACUUCAAGAGAGUUCAAGAUCGCGGGACCAAAUCAAUAGAAGAUGGCGUGAUUGGUAUGCCUGUUCUUCGCAGCAUUCUCAAGGCCAGGAGAGUCACUACCGCGUGGAGUAUGGACCUGGGAUGGGGUGGAGUCACUCUCUGUGCUCUUGCAUCGGUAGCCUGGAUCCUUCUCAGUAAAAUCAUGCGUUUUAGUCCGAUCGCUGCCAUGAUAGCGUAGCAGUGGGACGCCUUCGAGGUCUAAGGUCGUUUCUGAGAGUUUCGAUGUUUUGCAUUUCUUUCAGGUGACAUCUUGAUAUUUUUCUCGAGUAUCAAGUUGGUGCAAGAGAUUUGUUUUACAAAACUACACGAUUUCGUUUUCAAUUUUACUUGACAAAUACAACAAACUGCAUCAACUUAAUAAUCUCGAGUGUUUAUCUCUUGUUAAAAUAUAGAUUUCAAGAGUAUGAAAUUCCAAGAUUUGGGAUAAUCAUAUAGAAAUUGAAAUCUUCUGAAACCUUGAAAAGGAUUGCAAACUGCAAUGGAGAAU